Acytostelium subglobosum LB1 is the source of this 1116-nucleotide messenger RNA. RefSeq lists its product as hypothetical. Bases 1 to 1116 code for a protein of 371 amino acids. Lineage: Eukaryota; Evosea; Eumycetozoa; Acytosteliales; Acytosteliaceae. The record is from RefSeq and is a predicted model, not a curated record. Gene Ontology annotation, molecular function: sterol binding. The transcript is spliced from 4 exons. Gene Ontology annotation, cellular component: cytosol; intracellular membrane-bounded organelle; membrane.
AUGUUCAAAGAGGUACCAAACGAUGGUCUGGGCAGACAAAGCCAGUGCCAAGGUCAGAAGAAUGAGAGUGUAAUGAAACAGGCAUACAGCUUCAUAAAGAACAAUCUCAAAGUUGGAACAGAUAUGACCAAGACCACAAUUCCAACUUCAUUCGUUAUGCCAGAGUCAUUCCUAGUGUCCAUUCAACAGAACACAGCAGUUUAUUCUCAUCUAUUGACAAUAGCUGAUUCAAUCCAGGAUCCAGAGAAGAGGUUCCUUCAAGUACUCAAGUUCCAUCUAAUAUGGCCAAGAAUGUAUUUCCCAAGAAAUCCUUUGAAUCCAACACUUGGAGAGGUGUACCAUAAUCAGGUACAUCAUAUGGAUGAAUCGACAAACAAGGUGAUACCAGGUGAUGUGACCAGGUUUGUUUCUGAACAGGUGUCUCAUCAUCCACCAAUAUCUGCCUUUCACUUUGAGAAUGCAAAGCAUGACAUCCAAUACGAUUCUAGUCAACAGAUCACACCAGUGUUCACUGGCAAGAAUAUUCGCGCUCAGAUGGAUGUCAGGACAUCGAUCAAACUAGGUCGUCACAACAACACAUACAUCAAUGACAAGUUCCCAGAUGGAUAUCUACGUCUCUUGCGAUGGAAGUUUGAGUUCUCUGGAAAGUAUACAUUCAUGUGUCCAGAGACUGGGCAUCGUGCGCUGAUCCACUUCAAGGACAAGCCAUUCCUCGGUGGCAAGUGGCAUGAGCUCCACAUCUACGUGUCCAGAGGCAAGGACACUCUGUAUGAGAUCACAGGAUCGCAUGUGGACACCCUUCACAUUACCAACCUCAAAGAUAAGAAAUCGUCAGUGUUCAUCAACUACAAUACUAUGCGCAGGGAACCGAUUGUUGAACCAUCGUUAGACUCGAUGGAGGCUAACAACUCGAUCAGGGUGUGGAAGGGUGUAUACGAUGCCUUUGCAGAUCAGGAUGUUCGCAGGGCUGGUCUAGAGAAGCAUCGUGUCGAGGAGGCCGAGCGCAAGAAGCUGCAACAACCUGAUCUAGUUUACGAUCCUGUUCACUUUAAGUUGGUGGACCAUGCUGGUGAGGCCAACGGUGGUCAGCAGCCCUGCAUCAAAUACCUAAAGUAA